UGAAGGGGCCACUGUACUACCACUAUUGCUGAGUCUACAGACAGACAGAGGUAGUUAUAUCAGAGGGUGUCUAAGAGUAGCGUGUUUCUUAUUAGCAUUAUUUCAGCGCUUCACUUACAGCACGAUGAACGGUCUCCUGCUUCUCAUGUGGACUGGAACUUUGAUCAUUGCCACCAGUGGCAUGCAGCCCCUGGGAAGGGGCUACAAUAGCCACUGUCUCUGCCUCGGGUUCGAGUCCCGGGUCAUCCCGCAGGAGAGGCUGCGGAGUGUGGAGAUUCUUCCCCGAGGCCCACACUGCAAGAGCGCCGAGAUCGUCGCGCAUCUGGUGACCGGUGAGAAGAUCUGCCUCAACCCCAGGGCAGUAUGGGUCAGGAAGCUCGUCCGCUACAUGAUGGAGAAGGAGGCGCAGCAGCAGCGGGCUUGAGGUGGGAAGGAGGAGGAGGAGCAGCAGCGGGCUUGAGGUGGGAAGAUAACAGCUGUUUCCUUUCACCUGCAGCGAUACACCAUCUCAGUCAUCGCUCAACAGCCACAACUCACCUGUUCCUUAGGCCACAGUUAGGCUGUGUUUUAUUGAGGGAAUGACGCAAGACUUUUUCAUUACAAGGAACCACUCCGGAGUUUCAACCCACAGGAACUCUUCGGCCUACGACCUUCGACCUUCGACCUACAGGAGCUCUUUGUGAGCUGUGGUCUUCUCUCAGCCCUUUACAAUACUCCAAUUAUGAAUCAGUCAGAGUGAACUGUGCUGUGCUUUUGGUCUGAAACCAGUGCUGCUUGUGUUUGUUGAGCUGCUUUCACAAUCUAAUUGGAUGCAAUGUUAUAAACAGCAGCUGAAGUGCAAUUCUAAGAAACUUUUAGAGCUUAGAGCUGUCUUAAAUGACAAAUGAACAGCCUGCUGUCCCAGCUUAUGACACACUCACCAGUUAAGUCAUAUUCGUCUUAAACCAAACUUAUUGUGGUUCUCUGUUGUCUGUUACCUUUACGUGAUGAUUUGUAUUGUUGUGCUUUGCUCUCUGUAAUUAGUUUUCUUCUAUUUCAUACAUAAACAGUAUGCUGUACCAUUUCACUGAUUUUGGCAUAAGCAUUGUACUUUUCUCUACAAUGUUUGGUGUUUAGUUCUAACGUCCAGAGACAAUAAAACUGAAACUUUAUAUUGUAAA
This is a messenger RNA of Clupea harengus (Atlantic herring), 1160 nucleotides long. It is a transcript of the gene cxcl19, whose product is annotated as chemokine (C-X-C motif) ligand 19. The record is from RefSeq and is a predicted model, not a curated record. Gene Ontology annotation, molecular function: chemokine activity. NCBI's taxonomy places the organism in Eukaryota, Metazoa, Chordata, Actinopteri, Clupeiformes, Clupeidae. Gene Ontology annotation, biological process: immune response; chemotaxis; defense response. Gene Ontology annotation, cellular component: extracellular region.